Molecule: messenger RNA, 2384 nt
Organism: Cantharellus anzutake
Lineage: Eukaryota; Fungi; Basidiomycota; Agaricomycetes; Cantharellales; Hydnaceae
Product: heat shock protein
Exons: 7
Coding region: 89-2098 (669 amino acids)
Biological process (GO): cellular response to unfolded protein; protein refolding
Cellular component (GO): mitochondrion; cytoplasm
Molecular function (GO): ATP-dependent protein folding chaperone; ATP hydrolysis activity; ATP binding
Source: RefSeq, a predicted model, not a curated record
CGGCCAUUGCCGUGCGAAAAUCUUCAAGCUUUUCUUUCCACCAAGUUCUUCCUUCCCUCCACACAUUUUUGCAUACUCAACCGUGACAAUGUUUGCAGCUGUUCGUGGUUUACGCACUGCGUCUCUUAGGGCUGGGCAAUAUGCUAACGUCCCCCGCUCAUGCAUUGCACGUAACAUGAACACCAAGGUCAGCGGACCUGUGGUCGGUAUUGACCUCGGCACGACCAACUCUUGCGUAGCUGUCAUGGAGGGCAAAGUGGCACGUGUGAUUGAGAACUCGGAAGGCGCCCGUACAACACCUUCUGUUGUUGCAUUUACUAAGCAUGGUGAACGUCUUGUUGGAUUACCUGCUAAGCGCCAGAGCGUUGUAAACCCAGUCGGAACGGUGUUUGGAUUCAAGCGAUUAAUUGGGAGACAGUUUAAUGACAGGGAGGUACAGAAGGACAUCGCUCAUUGGCCAUUCAAGGUCAUGGCCCGUGCGGAUGGUCGGCCAGAAGUCGUCAUCGAGUCAGAUUCUUCGAAACGCUUUUCUGCCGAGGAGCUGUCAGCCAUGGUUCUCGGAAAGAUGAAGCAGACUGCCGAGCAAUACGUCAGCAAGAAUGUUAAGCAUGCUGUUGUUACGGUUCCUGCAUACUUCAAUGAUGCCCAGAGGCAAGCGACCAAAGACGCUGGGUCGAUUUCUGGCCUCGAUGUUCUCCGUGUUAUUAACGAACCUACCGCCGCUGCACUUGCCUACGGCUUGGAUAAGAAUGAUUCGGGUGUCAUUGCAGUGUACGACCUGGGUGGCGGUACCUUCGAUAUUUCUAUCUUAGAGAUGCAGAAGGGCGUAUUCGAGGUCAAGUCCACCAAUGGUGAUACUCACCUUGGUGGUGAAGACUUCGAUGUUGUUCUUGUCGAACACGUCCUCAAGGAGUUCAAGAAGACCGAGGGCAUUGAUCUGUCGAACGACCGCAUGGCCAUCCAGCGUAUACGCGAGGCAGCUGAGAAGGCAAAGAUUGAGUUAAGCUCAACAACACAAACCGAGAUUAAUCUACCCUUCAUCACUGCCGACGCAACUGGACCUAAACACAUCAACCUAAAGAUGCUCCGCAGCCAAUUCGAAUCGCUAGUGGGUCCAUUACUGGAGCGGACUGUUGGUCCAUGCCAGAAGGCAUUGAAGGAUGCCAAUGUUAAGGCCGGCGAUGUCCAUGAGGUCAUCCUUGUUGGUGGCAUGACACGCAUGCCAAAGGUCAUCGAGACCGUCAAGUCCCUGUUUGGACGAGAGCCCUCCAAGGGCGUGAAUCCGGAUGAAGCCGUCGCUAUCGGCGCUGCUAUUCAAGGCGGCGUCCUCGCUGGAAAUGUCACAGAUAUUCUGCUUCUAGAUGUCACUCCCCUUUCUCUCGGUAUUGAGACUCUUGGUGGCAUAAUGACCAAGCUCAUCGCUAGGAAUACGACCAUUCCUACCAAGAAGAGCCAAGUCUUCUCGACUGCUGCUGAUGGGCAGACUGCGAUUGAAGUUAAGAUCUACCAGGGUGAGCGUGAGCUCGUGAGAGAUAACAAGCUCCUCGGGAACUUCAACCUCGUCGGCAUCCCACCGGCACCAAAGGGCGUUCCUCAAAUUGAGAUUACUUUUGACAUUGACGCCGACGGUAUCGUGCACGUCACCGCCAAGGACAAGGCCACUAACAAGGAUCAGUCCAUGACCAUUGCCUCCUCUUCUGGAUUGAGCGAAAAGGAUAUUGAGCGCAUGAUCGAGGAGUCUGAGAAGUUCGCGGAGUCUGACAAGGAGCGUCGCAACGUCAUCGAAGAGGCCAACAAGGCUGACUCAGUAUGUGCUGAUACCGAGAAAGCAAUGAACGAGUUCAAGGAUCAGCUCGAUUCUGCCGAGCAGGAGAAAGUGACCAAGCUCGUCGCCGAACUUCGUGAGUUAGCUGCCAAGGGCCAGGCUGCCGACCCCUCUGUUACCGCUGCCCAGAUCAAAGAGGCCAUCAGCAACACUCAGCAAGCAUCCCUCGGUCUCUUCCAAAAGGUUUACGAGAAACGCAAUGCUGAGAACAAUGCCAACCAAUCCUCCGAGUCCACAGAGACUAAGGAAGGCGAGGAGGAAAAGAAGAAUUAAUUCCCUUCAUUAUUUUCCCAGCCAUGUUCGCUACUUUUCGCAGCGCUCGACAUUCACCUGCAGCCACAUUCGGAUAGCCUUAAAAGUAAUCCUAUCUUACCGUAUUCACCCUCAACUUGCGCAUUAUUUAGUCACUUAACCUUUACAGCAUUCAUCAAUCUUUUCUGUUUUUACUUGCUAUGCCUAUGUUGUCAUUUAGAAACUCCUACUUUGCUGUCAUCCCCACUCAAUUGUUUCGAUUCCGCACCCAGGCGGAAGUUGAAAUGCAUAUCAUUGCACCUGAAAA